GAUAUCAUGUGAUUUCUGAACUUGGGGCUGGUUAAAAGCAUUUCCCAGUAGGCUCUUCAGUAGUUUUCAGAGAUCAGUAGCACAGUUGCACUCCAGAGCUGCUUCUAAAAGAAUCACAGGAUGCAUUGGGUAAGCCUCCUCUUCUCGGCCCUGUCCGUCACCUGGGCUAAGCCCCGCCUCCCCCUCCUCUCCUUGCAGAUGAUUGACGUCGUCAACGAAUCGAACACCACCUGGAAGGCUGGGCAGAAUUUCCACAAUGUGGACAUGAGCUACGUGAAGAGUCUGUGCGGGACGCUGCUCGGUGGGCCCAGGCUGCCGGAGGUGAUGCACUCUGUUGAGGCUCUGGGGCUGCCCAUCAGCUUCGACUCUCGCGAGCAGUGGCCCGACUGCCCCACCAUCCAACAGAUCAGAGACCAGGGAUGCUGUGGCUCCUGCUGGGCCUUUGGGGCAGUGGAGGCCAUGUCUGACAGGUUAUGCAUCGUGACCAAAGGGAAGGUGUCAGUGGAGAUCUCUGCUGAAGAUCUGCUGACCUGCUGCAAUGAGUGUGGCAUGGGGUGUAAUGGGGGCUUUCCGGCAUUAGCCUGGGAUUACUGGACUAGCGACGGUAUUGUGACUGGGGGUUCGUACAACUCUAAAGUAGGCUGUGUUCCCUAUACCAUCGGUCCUUGUGAGCACCAUGUGAACGGGUCCCGCCCCCCCUGCGCUAUGGGCCCCACCCCCAAGUGUACCAUGCAGUGCAUCGAUGGAUACCCGGUCCCCUACGAGAAAGACAAACACAUGGGUCAGAAAGCGUACAGCGUCUCCCCUGAUCCGGCGCAGAUCAUGGCCGAGUUGUACCAGAACGGACCCGUAGAGGCAUCCUUCCUGGUCUAUGAAGAUUUUAUUCAGUACAAGAGUGGUGUGUACCAGAGAGUCUCAGGGGAGUAUCUGGGGGGCCACGCCAUUAAGAUCCUGGGGUGGGGGGAGGAGAACGGGACCCCCUACUGGCUGGCGGCCAACUCCUGGAACGCCGACUGGGGAGACAAAGGUUUUUUCAAGAUAAAGCGUGGGAACAAUGAGUGUGGCAUCGAGUCCGGGAUCGUGGCGGGAACUCCACUCAUCUAGUGCACAAAAUGAUGAGACACCUUCCAGACCGCUUUUAAAACGAAUUAUAGUACAACCAAUUAUGAUUUGUUGAUGUUGUGAAUUAAACAUGUCAUAAAAUGGCCAAACCAUCAACCAUCAGAUUAGAAUGAUGAAUAAUGUAUUAUUUUUUAUAAUGCUUAACUCAACAAAGUUUAGAUUUUGAGGACAUGAACUGCAUUGAAAUUACACAUUAAUAAUAGAUUUACAAUACAUUCCUCUCUUUCUCUCUGUGAUUGGUCAAAUCUUGAGCCAAUGGAGUACACCUUUGAUGACAAAAGAUCCCCAAAAAUAAGAAAAACCCAGAUGAUUCUCCACCAAACAGUUAAUUGGACUGAUCCUUUUGAGAGCAAAUGUACAACCAAAGAUAAAAUAUAUUUACACAUCUUCAUUGUAUAAGAUCCCUCAGGGGGCCUACGAAACCUCUCAGCCUAGGGCCCAAUGGCAGGUCAAUGCAGGCCUGACCAGGAGAGUGAACGCGCCUAAAAACAAUUCUUAUUUCUUCAUAAAUAUAAAUAUUGAAUAGUUUAUUCAUAUGUUUAUGGUUGUCGCCGUCGGAAAACGCAGAAGAUGGAGGAAGCCAGUGUCAUGCCAUUACCCCCUAUAAGAAGUGUAUCAUCAUGAACAUGCAUUCAGUAUACACUGCGCUUCGAUAUCACCCAAGGCUUAAUUAAAAGCAGUGUGCAAAAUACAGGGGAGGCUGGAAUCCCCCUGAUUUACCAAUGAGACCCCCUGAAAGCUUCAAAAGCAAAAUUUGAGAGGGGGCUAAAAUUUUGUCAUAAAAAAAAAAAAAAAAAAAUCACAAUUUAUUCACAAAUAUGUUAUUUUUUGCCAAGCGGAGCCAGCCAGUCCUGUGUCAGUAUGCAAAUUAAAAGGAGAACUUGAUGAAAGUUCACAGUAUCUCUGAAUUGAAAAUCCAAUUCUGCUGGCGGAAAUACUAUUUUAUUUCAGACAGAAGUAGUAAAAUUGCAAGGCAAAAAAAAUCGAAU
Gadus chalcogrammus (walleye pollock) is the source of this 2111-nucleotide messenger RNA. Its product is annotated as cathepsin B-like. Gene Ontology annotation, biological process: regulation of catalytic activity. The transcript has 10 exons. Gene Ontology annotation, cellular component: lysosome. The coding region runs from base 121 to 1104 and encodes 327 amino acids. NCBI's taxonomy places the organism in Eukaryota, Metazoa, Chordata, Actinopteri, Gadiformes, Gadidae. Gene Ontology annotation, molecular function: cysteine-type endopeptidase activity. The record is from RefSeq and is a predicted model, not a curated record.